GUUAUUGGUUCGUUCAUUCCAUGCUCACCACCGAGACAUAAUACCUUUUUCCAACUGUAUUGAGAAGUGAAAAAAAUGUCGGAUUUAUUCUCGUAUUUCCACGAAGAAGAGUCGUUAGUUUCCUCCACCGAAUGUGAGGCUUCGCCGUCGAUGUUUGUCCGGAAUGGAAGUCGAUAACCAAACCAACCCAUCUCAUAUUAACAGCUUGCUUAGCGGCUCACUCAAAAUUGUUGAUCUAAACAAGAAAAGGAAACUAGAGGCUGAGCAGUUGGGCUUGCCUGUAUCAAAGCAUCAAUGUUGGAAGCAAAUCUUACCACCGAAGCCUCCCACUUUUGUCAGUAUUGUAGAUGGGGCUCUUAGUACAUGCACUACCGAAGUAAAGGGAUCCGAUAUUUAUGAUGCAUCUGAAACUGGAUCAGAUAAAGAUAGCAAUAGCUUUCCCAGAAAUUCCAACUCUAUGUCUUCGCAUGCUGAAGCUAAAUUUGGAACGGUAUAUUCAAACUAUUUACCAUACGACAAGGCUUUAACCUCUUCUUCUAAUCGAGGAUCCAUUUCUCAAGGUUCCCGUUGUUCUUCAUCCUCGUCAAGGAGUGUUGAAAAAGCAAUAUUUUCUCCCGGCGAGGAGACUGAAGCAGCUGAUGUUGAACUAGACGAGAAUAUUGAAGAGUCCCUUGUUGAGUAUGGAAGUCACAUGGACUAUAUCUGCUCAGAAUAUGGAAACUACUCCAUACAGCAGUACCAAGAUAAGGAGAUUGAAGAACUUCUUGAACCCAAUGAAGCACAUCCAAAUGAUUAUGUUCUUUCAUCCGGACGAUGGAGCGUCAACCAAGAGGCUCCGCCAACUACGAGGAAACCAACCAUUGAUCAAGAAUUUGAGCAGUAUUUUUCCAUGCUUAUGCUGUAGAGAAAGUACUUCUGUCUGAAUGUCUAAGCUGUGUAUGUAUUGUUGUAUAUGAAUUGACAUUAAAGUCAAUUUGCAGAAUUUGGCUGUAUAUAUGUUUGAUAGCAAUAAAUUGUUGGUUUUAUGCAGUUAUUAUGAUUACUUUCCUUUUU
Hibiscus syriacus is the source of this 1053-nucleotide messenger RNA. RefSeq names its product protein FAR-RED-ELONGATED HYPOCOTYL 1-LIKE-like. Gene Ontology annotation, biological process: response to red or far red light. The transcript has 3 exons. The record is from RefSeq and is a predicted model, not a curated record. Lineage: Eukaryota; Viridiplantae; Streptophyta; Magnoliopsida; Malvales; Malvaceae. Bases 164 to 904 code for a protein of 246 amino acids.